AUGGCUACUUCGGAAUCCCAAAAUCCCUCCUCCUCCUUCUCUUCGAAACCCGAAAACAAGAGUAGAUAUGACAUUUUUUUGAGCUUUAGGGGCCUAGACACCCGCAAAAAGUUCACCGACCACCUCUUCCACUCUCUCUUGCGAGAGGGGUUCCAAACAUUCAGAGACAACGACGAGAUCGAGAGGGGUCAUGUUAUCGAAUCCGAGUUGGAGAAAGCAAUCAAGAAUUCCAAGAUGUCGGUGAUCGUGUUAUCGGAAAACUAUGCCAAAUCGACGGCAUGCCUGUUUGAACUCCAGACAAUUCUUGAGCUCUAUAAGAAGUCAGAUCAUUUCGUUUUGCCCGUGUUUUACGAGGUGGAACCUUUGAGGAUCAAGGAGCAAUCAAAGAAACUGGAUUUCGAAGAAAAGGAAGUGAUUCCUGAGAAAGAGAAGGAAUGGAGUGCAGCGCUUAAAGAGGUAGCGCGUAUGGCUGGGAAGGUUUUCCCAGGGGAAUCGGAUGGGUAUGAAGCCAAAUUCAUUGAGGAAAUUGUUGGUGAACUCAAAAGCAAGCUAGUUGGCAAUCAUCUAAGGGUUGGCCACCAUCUAGUAAGCAUGGAUUGGCGAACCAUGCAAGUUACUUCAUGGCUAAAAGAGAGGUCAACCAAGGUUGGCAUUCUUUUGAUAUGUGGAAUGGGUGGAAUAGGGAAGACAACUAUUGCUAAAGUUGUUUUUAAUUCAAAUCAUGCUAGAUAUGAUGCUUCUUGUUUUCUCCAAAAUAUAAGUGAAGUUGCCAAAGGACACAAUGGAUUAGUUCGUUUGCAAAGACAACUUCUUUCAGAUAUUUUAAGGAAAGAAGUGCGCAAUGUAAACGAUGUUGAUGAUGGAUGUAGGAGGAUGAAGUAUGUAUUAAGUAACAAAAGAGUUCUUCUCGUCCUUGAUGAUGUGGAUCAAAUCGACCAACUAAUUGCAUUAGCUGGCCAACAAGAUUGGUUUUCUUCAGGAAGUAAAAUUAUUAUAACCACUAGGAUCGAGAGCAUGAUGAAUGCUCAUGAAAAUUAUAAGGUGUUCAGGCCUGAAAAACUAUCGAUCGAUGACUCACUUGAGCUUUUCAGUUGGCAUGCUUCUGGACAAAAACAUCCUAUUCAAGGCCACAUGGAGUUAUCAAAAAGGUUUGUGCAUCGUUGUGAUGGGCUUCCCUUAGCCCUUGAAGUGUUGGGCUCUUCUGUACGACGGAAAAAUAUAGAUGUUUGGAAAAGUGAGUUACAAAAAUUGGAAGCAAUUUCUGAUAACACAAUUCUGAGAAAACUUGAAAUAAGUUUUGAUUCUCUACAAGAUGACCAUGAUAAAAAUAUGUUCCUUGAGAUUGCUUGUUUCUUUGUUGGAAAGCUUAAAACUGAAACGAUCACAAUACUAGAAGGAUGUGAUUAUGCUGCACUUGCUUGAAUUCAUAAUCUGGUAGAUAGAAAUCUCUUAACAAUUGAAGGUGAGAAGUUGGGAAUGCAUCAGUUACUUCAGGACAUGGGAAAGCAAGUUGUUGACCGAGAAUCUAAGUAUCCGGAGGAGCGUAGUAGAAUCUGGCGCCCUAAAGAAUCCUUCAGCGUUUUGCUUGAAAAAAUUGGUACGAAAAAAAUCGAAGGCCUUGUACUUGACAUGAACAUGUUGAGAAAUUCCGACAUGGCUGUGAUUGAAGCAAAUACAUUUGAAAAGAUGUAUAAUUUGAGACUACUCAAGCUGAGUG
This is a messenger RNA of Rhododendron vialii, 1717 nucleotides long. Its product is annotated as disease resistance protein Roq1-like. Gene Ontology annotation, biological process: signal transduction; defense response. NCBI's taxonomy places the organism in Eukaryota, Viridiplantae, Streptophyta, Magnoliopsida, Ericales, Ericaceae. Bases 1 to 1422 code for a protein of 473 amino acids. The record is from RefSeq and is a predicted model, not a curated record. Gene Ontology annotation, molecular function: ADP binding. The transcript has 3 exons.